AACCAUUUCUUCUUCAACCUCUCUCCGCUCCCCACGUCUCCGACACUAUUUACAGACACCAUUAGAGAAGCUAAAACGUUAUUUGCAGAGAAACCAUUUAAGAGGAUUAAAAAGAAGAAGAAGAAGAAGAAAUAUGGAUGAAAACAGCAGCAAUGCUCUGAGCACCAGCAAAGCUCGAGGCAACUUCUUCAUAAAAUCCCAGUUGUUAAAGAAACUCACUAAGUUACUUCUUCUCUCAGUCUCUGUUUUUUCUCUCUUCUUCUCCCAGAAAUCUAACUUCCUCUCCUUCCUCCAUUCCUGCAACUUCUUCUCCCACGCCAUUGACAAGAACUUCAUGUUCCUUCUCUGCAAUGGACUCGUGGUUUUUGUUGCCAAAUUCUCAGGCUUAAUCACCUCCAGUUCCUCUUCUUCAUCACCAUCGAGGCAAAAUAAUAAUAAUAAUCUUCUUGGCUAUGAUGAUGAUCAGUCCUUGAUGAUUAUCAACAACUAUGAAGAUGUUCGCGAACAGUUCAAAUUAUCAGUAACAAUAAUGGAGAAGGAAACUGAUGCUGGAGAGGAGGUUGAAGAUGAUGUUGCUGCAGCCAUAGAAGAUGAAGUUCCAGUUGCAGAAGAAAAAGGAGGAGAAACUGAGAAGAUCAUUAUGGAAGAUAAAGGAGUAGGAAAAGGGGAAAGUGAGACUUUGUUGAUAAGACGAGAAGAAGAAGAAGAAGAAGAAGAAGACGACGACGACAAUGGAGUCUUAGAUGAUGAUGAAGAAGUACGAUUGGACGUAGAAGGAAAUGGGAAGUUGAGUACAGAGGAACUGAACAAGAAAUUUGAUGAGUUCAUUAGAAAAAUGAAGGAAGAGUUGAGGAUCGAAGCUCAGAGACAAUUAAUCAUGGUUUAAUAUGUAUAAUUAAUAAUUAGAUUAAUGAAGUUAAGUUAGUAUAGAUGUUUGCCGCCAUAUAAUAUGUUACUCUACUUCUCAUCUUGUAUAUAUAUGGUUAAACCAGCUCUUAAUUGCAUUAAU
Molecule: messenger RNA, 1009 nt
Organism: Carica papaya (papaya)
Lineage: Eukaryota; Viridiplantae; Streptophyta; Magnoliopsida; Brassicales; Caricaceae
Source: RefSeq, a predicted model, not a curated record